This is a messenger RNA of Pieris napi, 3230 nucleotides long. RefSeq lists its product as uncharacterized. NCBI's taxonomy places the organism in Eukaryota, Metazoa, Arthropoda, Insecta, Lepidoptera, Pieridae. The transcript has 8 exons. Bases 281 to 1447 code for a protein of 388 amino acids. The record is from RefSeq and is a predicted model, not a curated record.
ACCGCCCGCUCCGCACGACACUGCACGCGCUACGCCACCCUUAUAAAACACGUUCGAAACUCAAACAAUUAUUUUUUUAAAUAAAACCUACCAUCGCUUUCGAGGCUAAAAGUCUAGCUUAUAGCUUCAUAGGCUUGCUAGAUGUGGACCUAAUUAAAAGUGCUCGAUUGUUAUAUAAAAUGUUAAAUUAAUAAAUGCAUAAAUUAUCUUGUGAUGUGCAGUGUUAAACGUGACUUGCGUGAGUGGAUUAAGAGUGGUUUCCUGUCGCGGUGAUGUCGUCAUGUGGGUGGUCACAGUGCUGUGCGCGCUGGUGGUGACCGGCGCCGGCGCGCCCAACGCCACCCAUCGUCGCGCUGAUCCUCAAGAACCUUUGAUACCGGAAGACGAAGACGAUCUAGUUCUGGACUACUAUGAUGAAGCCAGGAUUAAUAUAUCUGAGAAAGGCAGAUAUAUUGGGUCACCGUGUGAGUUCAUGUGCAACUCCGACCUUGUGCACGUGUACUGCGAGCCAAGAACCAGCACUUGUCAGUGUGCACCAAAACACUCAGUCCAACUUGGAGUGGCCAGAGGCUGUGCUAAACCCAAGAAGCUGGGAGAGCAAUGCUUUUACCGGGAGACAUGUCGUGCCUUCGACCCGCACUCGUCGUGUGUCCAGGUCAACCACAAUGCGUAUUGCCAAUGUGAUACUGGAUACCACACAACCAGCCACUCCCGUCCCACGCUACGGGUCUUCUGCACUGAAGACCUGGUUCUGCUGACGGCGGACCUGCCGACGCUGCUGGGUGUUGCGUCGGGAAUCUUCGUGCUGGCCGGCCUGCUGUGCUUCGUGCUGCAUCUCUACACCAAGGCGCGAUACCACCCCGCGCAUCUGGCGGACGCGAGGCUUACCCCGCCCUGUCUAUACUCACUUAAUGAUACGGGCGGCACGCUGAGCGCAACUCGCGCUUCUUCCCGGGCAUCCUCUCGCAGCGGCUGCACCAGCGGGACUCUCGAGCUCGAGGGAAGUUCCCGUCGAGAGUCCCGCCGAGCGGCGUCAUCCCGCGCAGGUGCGGCGCGCACGGCGGCCAUCUUGUUAAUCUCGCGCCACCUCAAGGCCGUAAGGGACGGCGGCGCGCACCCGCCUAAGUGCGCCGCCAAAGGUUCGCGACGUCCAAGUCUAAGUUCAGUUCAAAGUAGCUCAUCGUCUAUUAGGAGCUACAGCGCAAAAAGAUGGGAAAGAGAAAGAGAACAAAAGGAACGAAGGCAGAUGAGCAUGCGUCUUGCUCAGCUGCACGACAAGAUGGCGGCGGGACGAGAACUGCCAAAACACGCACCCACCCCUUCGCCUAGGUCUCCUAAUAAUUCUACCGAUGGGCUUCUGCCAGCUGUGUGUGAAAUUCGUGAACUACAAAGUGCAGACCAGCUGCAAGGCGUGGAUGGACCCUGCACUAGCACAUCACUUUACUGACAGCAGGUUACUUCUAGCGCCAUCAGAUCCAUGGACUCCUUAUCAUCAGACGGGACCCCUGCUGUAGCGUGGAUGUAGUGAUAGAAACUUUAGUAUUAAUUCGUUAACGGCUACACCGGAUAAGCUCGAUGGCUGAGUGAAGAAAGUCGAUGUCUGUGCAUUUUGACCGCUUUUAUUAUUUAAAGUGAUCUGUGACUGAAUUAUAAGUGAUGCAAUCGGCAUAUAUUUUCAUGCCAGUUGAGCGCCUGUGACUCGUUUCGAAUUUAUUAAAAUAACUGGAUUUAUAUGGCGAUUGAUAGAGAGUGAAGACUUUUUUUACGCGGAAAUUGUGAUGCUAAUGAGUGUUAAUAGGUGAAGCACAAUAUCAUUAAACCCCUGCCAGAAAAACACCAUAGGUAUAGAUAGUUAUAGAAAUGUAUCGGUGACUUGUGAAUUUUAUAGUUGAGGUUAAAUAUCUAUAAUUUUUUCUCCAAAAACAUCAAUAGUUUAGACAGUGAUUUUGUGUUCAUUGUGAUGAUCUAUUUUGAAUGAGGUGCUUAAAAUAUAUUUUCUCCUUACAUCAAUUUAAGGAGCACAAGUCACAGAUACAACGUCGUUAAAUAAUAUUUUGUAGAUAAAUCGUACCGAUUGUUCAAAGCUAUAAUUGACUACAUAAGUAGUUAGGCAUAAUGAAAUGUUUGUUAUAAUAAUUUAUAUUUACACGUAUUUACUUAUGAUUGUUAGAUAAGGCUGGAGGAAGGAUAUAGGCUGUGUUUGAUGGCUACUUAAUUAUCUGGCUGUAUUUCGGUGGAAGAAUAUUAUAUUUCAAAAAUAGUUCUAAAUAAAACGCACGAAAAAAUACAUUGUAUCUUCCUAAUUGUAGCAAUAACUAUAAUCCAACAAUAACAGAAUUAUAAAAAAAUAUUAAACUUAUCCAUUUUUAAAACAUUUACGCAAUCACAUUGAAGAGCAUAGAAAUUCCAAAUCUCCGGUUAUUUCUAGUUAGUCGUUAAUAAUAAACUCACUCAGACACGAUUGAGAAUAAUUUUUCUUAGUAUCCAUAACGCUAUUUUGGAUGCCUGGUCAAUAUUAAAAAUCAAAUUUUAUAGAACAUAGACGAUGAGUUGAUAUUUGCAGAAUUCGACUUAAAUUAGGAAAAUAUACUUUCCCAUUGAAUAAAUAAGCCCUAAAUACAGAUAAACCAACGACAGACGACAGGUAAAUCGUUGACUCAAGACGACGGAGUAGGUAAAUGCUAGCGGUUAUACGAAAGUAUGAAAUUCGUUUUUAAUUGCUAGCUUAGAUAACUAAAAAUGUAUAAAUAGUAAAUACUUAUAUUUGUAUAUGAGAGCUUGUAUUAACGCGAUGUAAGACACUUGUUUAUAGUUUUCAAAUUGUUUAUUGCCAAAAUAAUUGUUUUUAUGUUCCAUAAUGUUCGAUAUGGCUAUAUUAAAUCGAGGCCUCAAAGCGCCUGUAAAUAUUAUUCUACAUAUUAUAGUACUUAUUAAAGCAAUGUACUAAUCCUGAGCAAUUGAAGGUUGGGUUUGGAAUAUACACAUGAACAGAAAAUGAAAUAUAUCUUUCACAUGGUCUCUUGUGAGCUGGAGUACCUUCGUUUGUAGCCAUAUUAAACAUUAUUAGUGACAUGAAUCUUUUAUAGAUUACAUACUAGGUGUAAUUUUUAAGAGUAGUAUUUAUGUUAUUUUGUAAAGCACAAGAAUGCGUACUUUUGCCAAUGAAGCGAAGUUGUUAAUUAAUGAUGGAUUAGGUAUUAAUUGCUGUUUUAAAGAUGAAUAUAAAUUAA